Messenger RNA from Meloidogyne enterolobii, 481 nucleotides. The record is from the annotation of a GenBank genome assembly. NCBI's taxonomy places the organism in Eukaryota, Metazoa, Nematoda, Chromadorea, Rhabditida, Meloidogynidae.
UUCCCACUAUUCUUUUAAUCCCUUUUACAUUUUCAGGAGGGGCUAGAUUUUUGAUUAUUUCGAUUCUGCUUAGGCUGGGUUUGUAACCAUUUGCGUCUAGAAUGUGCCCCAGAAAGUGCAUUUUAUUAGACCCAAAUAUACAUUUUUGCGGCUUUAGUUUUAAAUUGAAGUGUCUAAAUCGUUCAAAGACUUUUCUAAGAACAUCGAUGUGUUCGGAGAAAUCUGGGGACUUAGUGAAGAUUAGUAUGUCAUCUACAUAUGAUAUAACUGAAUCUUCCAACCCUGAUAAGACAUUAGUCAUAGCUCUACAAAAGACGGAAGUUGCGUUUUUUAAACCAAAUGGCAUAUGCGUCAUUUGAUAUAUUUUGUCUUCAGUUAUAACCCCGCAUUUUCUUGAAGCGUUAUCCGUUAAUUUUAUUUGUAAAUAGCCACUAGCAAGGUCCAGAGAGGAAUAGAAAUUACAGUUCCCUACUUUUUCCAU